ACUUGCUACAUAAUAAUUUUAUUUAGUCUUUAAAAGAUAACCGUUUUUAAAAAAAUAACACCAAAAGGAAAGAUGCCAAUAAUAAAUCAACUUUUAUUUUAAUUCGUUGAAAAUUAAUUCAUUUAUGAUUUAUUUUUCUAGUAUAUUAUUAAAAAUAAACCCAUAUUUUACUAAAAAUAAACACUGGCAGAUCGAAAACAAUAGUUUUUGUAAACGAUUUUUUUUUAAAAAAAUAUUUUAAAAAAAUAAAAGUGAAUAAUGGAAGCAAAAGCUAGUGACGGACUAACGGUGGACAAUCCCUUGUUAAAGAGGUAAAAAAAGUAAUCCAAUAUCCAAGUGAAUCUACUGUACGGUGUACUCUGCUGUUUGAAGUUGUAAAUUGUGAAUGUGCGAGAUGGAUAGAAGGAAGAGUGAAAGGGAGCAUUCCAAUUGGUAAGUAGAGAAGAAUCUAGUGGAGUAGAAAACAGUUGAAGAACAAAGUUCGAGAUGGGUAACUGUGGAACUAGGGAAGAAUCUGCGGUGGUGGCUAAUGCUCAAGUUCAUCAUCAGAUUCAGCAUCAGCAUAGUAGCAACAGGUCAGUCUCAGAUCUGGGGGAUCAUCCUUCAGCCACCCCCCGUGUCAUGUUUACAGAAGAAGAUUCUAGAAACAAUGUGGGUCUUUAUACAGAUGUAAUUGCCUUUACUCUCUAUGAGUUGGAAACCAUCACCAAGAGCUUCCGUUCUGACUACAUACUUGGAGAAGGCGGCUUUGGCACCGUCUACAAGGGUUACAUUGAUGAAAAUGUCAGGGUCGGCCUUAAAUCUCUCCCCGUUGCUGUUAAGGUCCUCAACAAAGAAGGUCUUCAGGGUCACCGGGAAUGGCUUACUGAGGUCAAUUUUCUUGGCCAGCUCAGACAUCCUAAUCUUGUCAAGUUGAUUGGUUAUUGCUGUGAAGAUGACCAUCGAUUGCUUGUUUAUGAGUUCAUGUUUCGAGGAAGCCUUGAAAAUCACUUGUUUCGAAAGGCAAUUGUUCCAUUAUCAUGGUCGACGAGGAUGAUGAUUGCCCUUGGAGCAGCAAAAGGACUCGCAUUUCUUCACAAUGCUGAAAGGCCUGUCAUUUACCGCGACUUCAAGACCUCUAAUAUACUUCUUGAUUCUGAUUAUACGGCAAAACUUUCUGAUUUUGGCCUUGCUAAAGCUGGACCACAAGGUGAUGAGACUCAUGUAUCAACGCGUGUUAUGGGAACAUACGGAUAUGCUGCUCCUGAAUAUGUGAUGACUGGUCAUCUCACAGCUAGAAGUGACGUUUACAGCUUUGGAGUUGUACUUCUGGAGCUGUUGACAGGAAGAAGAUCGGUCGACAAGACCAGACCAAGUAAGGAGCAGAACUUGGUGGAUUGGGCCCGACCAAAACUCAAUGACAAGAGAAAACUUCUACAAAUAAUUGACCCUAGAUUGGAGAAUCAAUAUUCGAUACGAGCAGCACAAAAAGCUUGCAGUUUGGCAUACUAUUGUCUGAGCCAAAACCCUAAGGCAAGACCCUUGAUGAGUGAUGUGGUUGAGACUCUGGAACCUUUGCAGAGUAGUGGUGAUGCUGUCAGGGAAAUAUCAUCUGUACCAGUGACCUUCAGAAGUAAACGUGCUGCUCAAUUUCCUAUGAGGGGAAUGCCAGAGUACCCUUGUCGCUCCGCCAACCCAAACUGUUCUCCCAGUGGUCCUGCACCUUGCCGAGUGAGAUGACUAGUAUCUGUUUGUACACUGCCCCUAGUGCCUUCAUUACAUGCAACUUUUUAUAGCAAGUUAAUCUUGACUGAACAAUUUCCCGCUUACUGUCAUGUAAAUUGUUUCGUUUUGCUUCCAAUCUACUUUAUUAUGCAGAUUCUCAUUGCUUUA
Amaranthus tricolor (Joseph's coat) is the source of this 1872-nucleotide messenger RNA. RefSeq names its product probable serine/threonine-protein kinase PBL8. Gene Ontology annotation, biological process: protein phosphorylation. The transcript is spliced from 6 exons. Lineage: Eukaryota; Viridiplantae; Streptophyta; Magnoliopsida; Caryophyllales; Amaranthaceae. The record is from RefSeq and is a predicted model, not a curated record. Gene Ontology annotation, molecular function: ATP binding; protein kinase activity. Bases 487 to 1719 code for a protein of 410 amino acids.